AUGGCGGGAAGGCCAAAUUUCGUUGACCCGUUAUCAGUGGCCAAUUCUGACACAACGCAGAUUGCAUCCUCAAAUCCUCUACAAAAAGAAUCUAGUAAUCUUCGGAGAGCUCCUUCACAUUGGCAGAAGCUUAGGGAACGUAUUUUAGUUGAAGAAACUUUACCUCCUUUGCCCAAGUUAACUACUAUUGUCAACAAUAAUGAAGAACAAGAACCAGAGUCUCCAGUAUCCCCACGUUCAGAUGCUGGCAGUUCCAGUUCUAAAUCGACUACUCAUUCUCGGGCGAAUUCAAAGCAUAAUCUACAAGUUAACCCGUUUCGUAAUGUACUUCGUUUUAAGACAACCGUACAGCAGCGGACUGACGUAGAUAAAAUGGAAAAAGACUUAGAAAAACUUUUGAAUCGAAGAUAUGGUGGACACAUUUUUAACAAUACUGCCGGAAGUGCCUUGGGUCCUACAGGAAUCGUAGGCCAGAUACCAGUUACAGAAUUAGUUAUGAAAGGUCAUCGCGCGCAUAAAUCCUCUUUGAGCACUCAGGAUGGGGGUAUCAGUGGCAACGUUAGCGAGCCACUUAAUUAUUUAGGCGAACUUCUUGAAUUAUUGAAGCGCUGGAAAAAUUUGGUCAAACUGCCUUCUAGUCAGAUAAUUUUUGCAGAAUUAGCCAAGCCUUUUUUUAAUUUUCCAGUUAAUGUGGAUGAUUGCAAUCAAGCAUUAGAUAUUUUUGAUUAUAUCAGAAAUACUUUCCGAAAUCCGGAUCCCAAUGAAAAUUUUGCUCGAAUUCAAUGGUGCUGCAAAUUAUUAGAAACACACCAUCAUGCGAUUAAGAUACGAGUUUGUGAUUUAGCGGAAAAUUUGCUCAACAGCACCGCAGCAAAUUCUUAUUUUCCAACUUCAGUUACCGCGAUUCAUGCACUUGUUUACACCUUUGUACAUACAUUAGUGGUAACAUUACCGACAAAUGAUCGAACAGAUGAAACUAUUCGUCUUCAAAGAAUGGUGAACGGUUUUUUGGAACGACUUGCUGCUGGCACCUUAGUUUCCAUUGAUAUUAAUGAAAUGUUUAUUGGUGACGCGCAUGUUCAAAUCAACAAGUACGAUAUUUUAGCCCGAUGCAUAUUUCUUGAAGGAUUGGUCAAAUGCUUAUUGGUUAAACAUAUACAAUUGCGUAAAUAUGUUUUGGCUAAUUUAAUCGAGAAAUAUUGGAUAACACCUGAUCAAACGAUGCAAUUGUCACAUGAGCAUGUCAUCCAACUUUUUGCACAAGCUGCCUUCGAAAUAUUGGCUGAUACUAAAUCUGGUGAUAUUGGCACUACAUAUGGAAUAGAAACACUCCCCUAUUACAUUUUAAAAAUAUUGAAUCAAAGUUUGCCAGCUAAAAAUCUUCGAAAUAUUUCAUCUCAUGUUGUAAAAUCGCUAGUAAGUGUGAUUAUAUCUAUAUUCUCUCUGCAGUUUCAAGAUAGCGCCCUUCCACGAAGUUCUUCGUUAUCAACAUCGACGGUAGAUUUUUUUGCACGAAAUUCAUCAACACUUAAAAGUAGUACAAUUGAAUCGCAUACAACAGAAAUUGCUGUUAUAAAUUUGGCCAAAAAAUAUUUCGAAGAUUUAUGGAAUGAAGGUUGGAAAACAGAAAUAAUUCAACUUGUGAAAGAAGCGCUUGAGCAAGAUAAUCUUGAAAGGUGUAUCUCUAUAUACAAUCAAUUAAUAUAUGGAUUGAAUGAAAGUAUUGGAAGCGAAAUAGUUAAAGAAACGAUUAAUGAUUUUUUUACGAAAAUAGUCAAAGAUGAUCCUGAACCCUUUCCGGAUCUUAAGAAAUUGCUUUUAGCUUUGACCUCAACUCACCGCCCGCAAUUUUACAAACCAAUGUUUGCAUGUGUAGCGUCAGAUUCUGAGACUAAGGUUGCCGAAUACCUUCAUCUUAUUGCCAUUUUGCUGCGUCAUUUAAGCGGAGUUGAAUUAUUUAUGCAAGAUGUAGAAUUAAUGACUGUAAUUAUCCUGAGUGAUGUUGGUGAAAGUAAACGUACCUCUCGUUUGAAAAUGGAUACACAAAAAAGAUCAUCUAAUGUCAAUUGGGGUUCAACGAAUUUGGGCCAGUGUAUUCUCAUUAUGGAAUUCGUAUGGAUCGUACGACAACUAAGGCUACAGAGACUCAAUCGGACGAAGGAUAUCAAACUUGAUGAAUCUGCCAAAAAAUUCUUGAUUGAUCUAGAACAUCGCCUGGCAAUUUAUAUUGCUGCAAAGGAGAAAAGUAAAUUGGUUCCUAUGCCAUUACGUGUUUUGCUUAGCGAUUUAUUUCUUGAAAUUCGUCUUUAUUGCAAGACUACUAAUCGUCCUGGUUGGCUGUCACGUAUGAUAGAUUGGCUAAUUAAUUCUACUCCCGGAACUGUAAUAUAUCGUGAUUCGAUGCUCGGUGGAACAAAUCAGCAACCAAAUAAUCCAUUUGCAACGCUUGCUGAGCUUCGGAUAGACGAGGAUCAACUAGAUGAGGUUGAGAUGAUAUUUCACAGGAUUCGAGUAGUUUAUGCAACAUUAGAUGAUUGGACAUCAGUAGAUGGAGAUAAAGAUGAAAUGUUGGAUGUCCCAGUCCCUGUAAUUCCUAAAACGAUCCCCGUAUCACCAACAUCUCAUAAUACCCUUGGAACUUCUCUAACUCCUUAUCACGAAAUGAAACGUCGUUCAACUGUAGUCACGGCUCCAGCAUUUCCAUGGACCCACCAAUCAUGGAUUUCUGCUAAAACCUCCAAACAAAGAUUACAUCGGUUUACUAGUUUUACUGAAGAUAUAGCAGAAGCAAUUUUAUCACUACUUGUCGCAGCUUCUACAACCUUAGCAGCCGAUGAUUAUGCAAGAUUGGGACCUCAUAUUUGGAAUCGGUUUUUAAAUGAUAGGGAACAUAAAGCUUUUAAUUCAGCUUCAUUUUUAUUCAUUCAGUGUGGUGAGAAUGCACCCACUAUUGUGAAAGAUAUCGUUUCAAGAGAUCUUUAUAGUACGAAUGCAUUAAUCCGCGCUAUGACUCUUCGCAAAAUUUCCUCUCUUUUUGGUCAUCGGCAACAAAUAUUAUUGCAUCCAUAUAUAUCUAAUUCAACCCGCCGUCGUCUAUUUCGUUCGCAACCUCCUGCCAUUCCAUUUGUGCCAACAGAUCUUGGCUCAUCGGAUAUGAUGAUGUAUGAUUCGACACGUGGACCAAAAAUGAAAAAUAUCGCCAGUUUAACUGCUGAUGUUCGUAGACGCAUUCAGGAACUUGGAUGGGAAGAACAGGAUGAAAUUGAACAAGAACGUAUAAAGAGAACUACGACUCCGCUUUCAUUGUUGCCCACUUUCUUUCUUGAUGAUAAUGACUUGAGGCAUGGUGAAGAAAAUGCAUCCUAUCAAAAAUCUCAGGAAAAAAUUGGAACAUUAAGAGCCAAUAAAACUUUACUUUUUAUAAAUCCAACUUUCAAUAAACGUCGAGCAACUAACAUAUCAAUAUUAAGCAAGAUUUCCCUUCAUAUUGUGGAUUUAUUGGACGAUUCCCAUGGAGGUGUAUAUAAUCUUGCUAAGGAAACUAUCUUAUACUUUCUUCGAGAUGAUCCGACUUUAUUUCUACGAAUAUAUUUGAGUGAUUUGGGGAAAUCUGAAUUUCAAGUUCAAAGAGAACUACUUACUCGACUUCGUAUUCUCAUUUCCAUGCAGCACUUUUUCCCACCUGGAUUCACUUAUACACUUUUUAAUCAUCUCGCUGGAAUUUUGAAAUGUUCUGCGCGUGAUAAUAAAAGCAAUGGAUUCGCCCUAAUGAUCAAAACUAUUCCUCUAUUGGCAGAAUUAGUCACAGCAAUAAAUGAAAUGGCAGUUCGUGAUUUUCGAAAAAAUAAAAUAGAAAAUAUACUUUGCAAUAAUGGUCAGUUUUGGUUCACGGAAGGCACUCCUACUUCAAUGUUUCCUCGUCAAAUGAUAGAUCCUCGAAGUAAAUUUGAUAUUUUGAAUAUACCUAUGGAAGUAUUCGAAAUGGCAAUGCUAAGAAUAGGACAUAUACAGUUUAUGACAAACUUUCUAAUUAAAUGUCCAAAAGAAUCAUAUUCAAUGAAAAAAAUGAUUCACACAUUUGAGUCUAUCCGAGAUGAAUUCGACAAUUCAAUAAACGCGUUGAGUGAUGAUGAACGAUAUUUCCCGGUCAUACCAAAUCAAAAUAGCAAUUCGUCUAGAAUCGAAUUUAAAGCAAUUACUCGUCAUGAAAAAGAUUCUCGAUUACUCUCUGCUCUUAGAGCUCGCGCAUGGCUCAAUUUUUUACAAUCAUUAAUAUUAGGACUUUAUCGUAAUUAUAAUGAUCGUACAGAACUUAAUAAAUUAUUAGAAGGAGUCAAUACUAUUUUCCUUGAUCAUCAAAAUGAUUUCGGAAUUGUCAGUCAAACACUCGUUCUAUAUAUGAAGAUGAUAACACGGUUUAGACGAUUAUUCGAUACAAAUCGAGGAUAUGCAAUGUUUAUCCCGGCUCUAUUUAAGGUCUUUUGUGAAUCCGAGAAAACACAACCAAUACGUUUGGCAAUUACUUUUUCGUGGUGUCAAUUUUAUAAAGUCCAUGGUGAAUCUUUUGUCUUUCAAGCAGUUGGAUGCUUAUCACCGUUAAUAUUAAAAGGUUUUGGUAAAUCUUUGGCACUCGGUGAAUGGAUGUGUACAUCAUUGUAUCUUUUAUUUAAAGCAUUGAAUUAUCCUAUGAAAUGGACAGAUGCGCUUGGUAUACAAGAAGACUUGUCAGAAGAGUCGGAUACUAUAGACUAUGGUGUCCUUGAUCCUGCAGCAUUGCUUAAUAACGUAAACACUGCAUUGGCAAGGAGGGCUGGAAAACUUCAAGAAGAUUCUAAAAUCUUUGCAUUGGAUGAUUUGCUUCGUUUAUUCCUGACUAUCAUUGCAUAUGAUCCUGGUUCAUCACGUGCUGAACAAAUGGUGCAAAUUCUACGUUAUCUCCUUCCACAUUUGUUGCAAGAAUCUUCUUUGAUGAAAUCAAUGGUUGAGGAUGGGAUUAAUGCUUUGACGGAAGUUUUCUUGAAAUUUGGUAAGACAGCGAAAUCAGUUCCUCAACAUUUUUCGGAUGCACUAUCAUCAGACCCGACCAAUAGCGUAUUAGGAGAUAAUUCUGGAUUAUCUGAAAAUAUUCCGAAUACAGCCAGAAGCAGCCGAGUUACAGAAGCUGCAACAAUGCAAGCAUACGGUAAACAAUGGCAUCAAAAUGACCGCAUAACCAUAAAAAGAUAUUUCUUAUUAUUAAUACAAACGUAUCGGAAAAAUGGAGGGGUACUUUCCGAUAAUAUUCAAAAUAAAUUGGGUAAUAUAAUACGGUUAAUUUUAAAAGAUUAUUCCACAACAACAAAACGUUCUUCCACUAAAUUUCUUAAAGAAUAUAUUGUAAAUGUAUUAUUGCAUAAUGCCACAUUCGAAGAUGGACGAAGACCGAUAACUACUUUUUUGCGACACCUUGCGCCUUUAUUUCGACAGCACUAUAAAACCAUGGAUUUCUCUGAACUCAUUGAUGGUAUUACUUUAAUAGUGACAAAUAAAUGUGAAUUUGCAUUGAAUGAUCAAGGAAUUGCAUCUGUUAUACGGGAAAAAUUCCUAUCAUUCGGACUUUCAGUUGCACUUAGACCUGAUUGGGAAGAAGGGGAACGAUUCCAAUUAUGCUUUUGUCAAUCUUUAGUAAAGUUAUUUGUGGCGAUGAUGGUGAAUACAGAUCAGGAUUUGGUGAUGGAAUUAGAGAAAACUCCACCAUCUAAUCAGUUCAUUGCAUACAUCUUAACACCAAUAUUCUUAGAGUUAGAACUCGAAAACAAUCUAUUCACGCCUAUGCCAUCAACAAAUACUUUACGUCAUCAAAAGCACAAAGCAAUUAAUUAUUGGCUAAGACUACUAGCAUAUGUAAUUAAGGUGUGUAAUAGAGAAUUUAUAAUGAGAUCAAAAACAACUGCUUUCAAUUUCCUUGGAUCGUCAUCACAAACAGAAACAGAUACAAAAACUGAUAAAUUACCAGCAGAAAAUAUUAUUCGUAAUAACAGUAAAACAAUGCCAUCGACUGUUCAAGCCGCUGCUUUAUUUAUGAUUAGUUUCAAUGCUUUGAAAAUUAUUUUGAUUCGAGCUGAAAUAUAUAUAACAGCAGUACCAGGAAUGUGGUUACAUAUAUCUCAAUUUAUCCGUAAAACAUUAGAAACAUCUGCGAUGACGCAAUCAAAAUCUGGAUUAUAUUCUCGAGGAUCAACUCCAUCAAUUAGUAAUGCAAAUUUAUUAGUAAAUCCACAAGUAGCAGAUGUAAAACAAGAAAAUGGUAGCAAUAUAUUGAUAAAUGAGAGAAUCAAUGUUAUUUUAAAUUCGCAAUCUAUCACGACAACUCCGAAAAAUUUAUCCGUUUCUUCGACAGCUCUCGACUUUGUUCUAUGGACUUUUUUAGAAUUAAUUGUGUUCUAUAAACUUCCUUUGAAUAUAUAUUUAAGAACGUUCAUUCAUCAAAAAAUCGAUAAUGUAACGUCAAUAUCCAAUACGAAUAAUUCACGGAAUCGUCAGUCAUUUGAUUUAGCAUCGAGAUCCCCUUCGCCUAACGGUGCAGGUUCUCGUGAAUCAGGACGAGCACGUUGGAAAAGUUGGGGCGGUCCACCUGCCAGUUUACAACAGAAUAAUACAUCUUCACAUCAAAUGAAUAAAGAAGCUUCUACCACUACUAGUACUAAUAAGUUAGACACUAUAAAAACUCUGGAAAGGCCAGAAAUUUUACCAACCGUCAAUUAUGAGAUAGGCAAACACUCGGAUGACAAUAAUCAUAAUAAUAACCGAAUAUCUAAUACUGCGACAUUAGGGACGACCAUGACAAACGCCACGCUGAAAUCUUUGCAUAAUGUUCAUAGAUUCAUGGGAUACGAAAACGGAAUUAAUAAUCAUCAUAAUUCCUUCAUAAAACAUUCACCUUCAUCGUUGUCGUCGUCGCCAUCACCGCAGGAAUCACGUUCGUGGACCUACCUUCAAGCGAUUCGUAAACUGAAAGGAGAAAAACGUCUGAUAAUGGAAUCUUAUUCCAUGGUAUUCAAUUUAACAGGUUCAAACAACCGCAACAGUAGUAACAAUAAUAUCAAUGGGGUAAACGUGGAAAAUUCAGGAUAUUUAUGGUGA
Ambispora gerdemannii is the source of this 7122-nucleotide messenger RNA. The record is from the annotation of a GenBank genome assembly. Lineage: Eukaryota; Fungi; Glomeromycota; Glomeromycetes; Archaeosporales; Ambisporaceae.